CAUGGAACUCAAAAAAACUUCACAGGAACAAACGGAAUAAUCAUAUCGACCACCUAGCGUAGGAGCGCACAGCGUACCAGCCCUGCUUAUUCCUCACCAUGCAAGCUCUGGGACGCUCUGCUUUGCGUCUCACGCAUCGGCCAGUCGCCCGCUGGCCAGUCUUCGCAACGAGCUACCGCAUGCUUGCCGCGACAGCCACUCGAGGGGCUCUUUCAAGCCCGUUGAAUCUUCCGAAAUGGCUUGAAAGUAAUUCUCAUUUACUUAAGCCGCCUAUCAACAACUAUUGUGUGUAUAAUGACGACGUGACUGUCAUGAUUGUUGGCGGCCCCAAUGAACGCACCGACUAUCACAUCAACGAGACUGCUGAGUGGUUCUACCAGUACAAAGGCGACAUGUUAAUGAAGACGGUCGACGAUGGGAAGUUCAGGGAUAUACACAUACGAGAAGGAGAGAUGUUCCUUCUCCCACCAAACACUCCUCACAACCCCGUCCGCUUUGCCAACACGGUGGGAAUAGUCUUGGAACAACGUCGGCCUGAGACCUCGCUAGAUCGACUGCGUUGGUAUUGCCAGAACUGCGGCGAGCAAGUCCACGAAGCUGCCUUCUACUGCACCGACUUAGGAACGCAGUUAAAGGAUGCCGUCAACAAAUUCAAGGCCGACAAGCAAGCAAGAACCUGUCGCAGCUGCGGUACCAUUUGCGACGUAGCCCCGAAGGGCCAUACGAAGAAAGAUUAACCGCACACAAUACUCGGCCCCUCACCGGUUCUUCGAAAUUCGCUCAACACAAAUAUUAGCUUAACACGUACAAUAAUACAAUAUUCAUCUUUUAAAGCCG
Molecule: messenger RNA, 837 nt
Organism: Mytilinidion resinicola
Lineage: Eukaryota; Fungi; Ascomycota; Dothideomycetes; Mytilinidiales; Mytilinidiaceae
Product: 3-HAO-domain-containing protein
Exons: 3
Coding region: 99-737 (212 amino acids)
Biological process (GO): quinolinate metabolic process; 'de novo' NAD+ biosynthetic process from L-tryptophan
Cellular component (GO): cytoplasm
Molecular function (GO): iron ion binding; 3-hydroxyanthranilate 3,4-dioxygenase activity
Source: RefSeq, a predicted model, not a curated record